Dioscorea cayenensis subsp. rotundata (Guinea yam) is the source of this 1620-nucleotide messenger RNA. RefSeq names its product protein MANNAN SYNTHESIS-RELATED 2-like. The transcript has 7 exons. The record is from RefSeq and is a predicted model, not a curated record. Bases 186 to 1427 code for a protein of 413 amino acids. Lineage: Eukaryota; Viridiplantae; Streptophyta; Magnoliopsida; Dioscoreales; Dioscoreaceae.
UCCAUGCGUCGCUCCCUCUCAGCUUCCCCCUCUCUCUCUCUCAUGAUCUCAUCACCAUCCAAGCUUGAUAAAGUUUGGAUUUUUCUCAGUUUGCCCACCUCUAUGAAUCUCUGCGAGCUGGUUUCCAUUGCUUUCGUCGCUCCAUUGUCGUGAUUCGAGAGGAAGAGGGAGGCUGAACAAUAGCAAUGGAUCCAAGGCAUAUUCUGGCCGGGAUAUUGACCCUCGCCAUGUUCGCCAUGCUUGGCAACAUGAUCAAAAAAGAUCACUUUGACUCGUUUGACGAUGGAAUUCGAUCGGAUGUCCACUUUAAUGUCCUGAAGGUAGAAUCUGAACUUCAAUCCAAGAUCAAUGGACCAUGGGAGGAAAUGAAGCAAGAGCUAAAACCAUGCUGGAAGCCACCAAGUUUAAAAGCUGGAGCUGAGUCAAAUGGUUAUAUAACACUAUCGUUAAAAAGUGGUCCUGAGUUUCACAUGCCUCAGAUUGCAGUUGCGGUUGUAAUUGCGAGGCAUCUAGGGGCCACACUUGUGCUGCCGGACAUCAGAAGUGGUGAACUGGGCCAGAAGAGGGAUUUCAAAGAAUAUUACGAUCUUGAUAAAUUUUAUAGCAGCCUGUGGGGUGUUGUUGAUAUAACUAGAGAAAUCCCAGCUGAUGUGGCAUCUGAAAACCCGACGGUAGUCAAAGUUCCCAACCAAGUGUCAGAAGACUUCCUAGUGAAGAACAUUGAACCGAUCUUCGAAAAAAAUCGCUACUUGAGACUUGCAAUUUCGUAUCCCUCAACAAAUAUGAAACUAGAAAUGAAACAGAAUGAUGACAUAGAGUCAACAACAUGCCUAGCAAUGUUCAGCAGUCUUGAGCUGAAACAAGAGAUUCGGGAAGUGGUCGAUCAGGUGGUUGAAAAUUUGAGGGCUCUUAGUAACAGAUCAGAUGGCAAGUUUAUCGCCGUUGAUCUAAAGGUCGAGCUCCUUGAGAAGAAAGCCUGCCAAGAAGUCGGAGCUUCAGGGAGGAAAAACUGUUACAAUGGAUAUGAGAUCGGUCAAUUUCUGAAGAAAAUUGGGUUUGAUACUGAAACCACUAUCUACAUAACUCAAACUUGGUGGCAUGAAAAUGCCAAAGCCCUGAAAGAUAUCUUCCCAAGGACUUACACCAAGGAUGAUGUACUACCUGAUGAUCAGAAAACUAAGUUCCUAAGAUCACAAAAUGUCGAGUUGGAGAAGUUGCUUGACUUCGAAGUGUGCUCACAGAGUGAUGUCUUCGUCCCAUCCAUGCCCGGCAUGUUCUAUGGAAGUGUGACAGGGAGAAGGAUCGGUUCUGGGAGGACCCAAAUACUCAUUCCAGCCAAUUUUCUGGCUUCGUAUGGUCAAGCUUCAGACCAUGUCUCAGCAUAUGUUUCUGAGAAGAAGCAUUUGGCCUACUCUUGCUUCUGUUGAAAAGUGAUUCAAUGCAUGUCAAAUACUUUGUACUUAAAUGAGCAUCUCUCACUAGAGCUUCAAGAGUUAAAAUGUUAGAAUCAGUAUUAGCUCAUCAGAAGUAGUAUGCUUCUGUAUGUGUUGCUGAAUCUAAAUAUAAACCAGUAAGAUGCUUGUUAUUAUGUCAGAAAUUAGCAGUUACAAUGUUUUUUGA